UAGGAUGGAUUACUAGUUCUAACAAGGUUUCCCCAAUUCCUCUACCACUUGUUACAAUGAAAGAGAACAAGAACAAGAAUAUAAAAGAGUUGAUCUCUCCUUCAAUAUGCUAACGAUACAAUAUUUUUUGGUGAGGCAAUGGAAGAAAAUAUUCUAGCUAUCAAAUGCAUCAUGAAGACUUUCGAACUAGUCUUGAGGCUGAAAAUUAACUAUGGAAAAAGUCAACUAAUGGGUGUCGGGAUUGAGGACAGUUGGAAGAGGAAGAUGGCCUACCGGCUAUACUGCAAAGAGGGGGAAUUCCCGUUCAAGUACUUGGGAAUUCCAAUCGGAGGAAAUCAUAGAAAGCUAGCAAUGUGGCAACCGUUGGUGGAUACUUUUAAAAAGAAACUUGCAAGCUGGAAAGGUAGACACUUAUCUUUUGGAGGUUGGAUCACGCUCAUAAACUCUGUGUUAUCCAGUCUACCUGUGUUCAUGAUGUCAGCCUACCAAAUACCUAAAGAAUGGGGGGCAUUGGCUGGAUUGGGUGCGAGAUGGAAGAAAUGUAGGAUCACUUUGGUGGAGAGACGUAUGAAACCUCAAUGUGGGGGAUGGGGCAAAUGGGGGGUGGUUGUCAUCGGGCUUUAGAAUGAAGAUAGGAGAAGGGAAAGAUGGGAGUUUCUGGUGGGAUGAGUGGUGUGGGGAGGUUUGCUUGGCUAACAAAUUUCCUAGAUUAUA
This is a messenger RNA of Rubroshorea leprosula, 714 nucleotides long. The record is from the annotation of a GenBank genome assembly. Lineage: Eukaryota; Viridiplantae; Streptophyta; Magnoliopsida; Malvales; Dipterocarpaceae.